Molecule: messenger RNA, 4602 nt
Organism: Cynoglossus semilaevis (tongue sole)
Lineage: Eukaryota; Metazoa; Chordata; Actinopteri; Pleuronectiformes; Cynoglossidae
Gene: mllt10
Product: MLLT10 histone lysine methyltransferase DOT1L cofactor
Exons: 22
Coding region: 254-3571 (1105 amino acids)
Biological process (GO): regulation of transcription by RNA polymerase II
Cellular component (GO): nucleus
Molecular function (GO): histone binding; nucleosome binding
Source: RefSeq, a predicted model, not a curated record
CGCACACUCAAGCGCUACGUCAUUACGCAUUUCCUGUUCUUUCCAAGCGCCUCUUCGUCGUUCUCCGUCGCACUGUGUUGUGGAUGUUUUGAUGAAAAAAAGGGUGUCUGAUACGGACGUUAACGCCUUUUAAACAUGACAUUUCCACCGAGUGGGACCUAAAGCGGGACAGCGGAGUAGAUUGGACCUUACACAGUGGCGAUUACGAUUUAAGUUUGCUCGAUAUUUCUACGCAUGUCCGCUUUUUUCAUAGAUGGUCUCCGGCGAGCGGUGUGUGGCGGCGGACGACGAGUUCUCGACGAGUAACAUGAAGGAGAUGAUUGGAGGUUGCUGUGUAUGCUCUGACGAGAGAGGCUGGGCGGAAAAUCCGCUGGUGUACUGUGAUGGACACGGUUGCAACGUCGCCGUGCAUCAAGCUUGCUAUGGCAUCGUGCAGGUGCCCACUGGUCCUUGGUUCUGCCGAAAGUGUGAGUCUCAGGAGAGAGCAGCCCGUGUGGUGAGUCACACCAUCUAUAGAUGUGAGUUGUGUCCGCACAAAGAUGGAGCGCUCAAAAGGACAGACAACGGAGGUUGGGCCCAUGUGGUUUGUGCCCUAUACAUACCAGAGGUGGAGUUUGCAAAUGUCUCCACUAUGGAGCCCAUAGUUCUGCAGUCUGUGCCGCAUGAGCGCUACAACAAGACGUGUUACAUCUGUGAAGACCAAGGCAGAGAAAGCAAAGCAGCCACUGGAGCCUGUAUGACCUGCAAUAAACAUGGCUGCAGGCAGGCCUUCCAUGUGACAUGCGCUCAGUUUGCUGGGUUGUUAUGUGAAGAACAAGGAUCGGACGCAGACAACGUCAAGUACUGUGGAUACUGCAAAUACCACCAUAGCAAAUUGCGAAGGAGCAGGGGCCGAGGUAGUAGGUCUCAAAGCUUAAGUGACUCCUCUCAGUGUAUGGAUAGACCCACAGACCAGGACAAGAAGAAACACAAAGAACGAGACAGGCACAAACCAAGACACAAGAAGGGCAUGGACAUGUCUCCAUCCCUCGUCCUUCCAAACAUCAUGGUCCCAGACAAGACGUUCAACAACUGCAGUUCAGGUGGAGGUGUUACGUCUCUGCCUUCAUCCUCACAGAAGCGACUUGACGAUGGCACCGCUCGCUUCACCACCGCCAACUUUCAGGAAGUUUCCUCUGUUCACUCCGUUGUUGGCUCCAAAGAGAGCUUGGCUAUUGACGCUGGGAAGGUGGCUGCAGACGUGAAAAACAAGAAGAACAGCAGCGUGGUAGGACAGAGGGGAAGCCGAAAGUCUCUGGCCUCCUCAGGGAAACCCCUUCCCUCUCCCGUAGUCACCAUGGCAACCUCCUCCACAUCUGCCUCUGCCUCCACUGGGCCUUUCCACCAAGGUCUCCUGUUGUCCAGUGCCAGUAAGAUGCCAUCUGCCACAUCAUCUUCAGACUUCAUAAGUUUCUCAGAUCCUUCAUUACGUCCUGGCAGUGGAACCACCUUCUCCUCCCCACCAACUUUCAGCAGCACCCUUGUGAAGCCGAGCUCAGAGAGCGUAGCUUCAGAGGGAACAACAACCGUUUUUGGUUCUCUUAUGUCUGCAAGUGCAGCUUCUGCGGUGGGUGGGAAACUAUACGAGAAUUCCCACAGUCACUCAGCCACAGAGUCGACAAGCCUCGGUGGCUCCGCUGGAUACAAGCGACCUCAGCCCACCAGCUCAGGGCCAGGCAUCGGCGGAGCAGUGGCAGGAGGCGUGGAGGACGGAGUGAAGAAAAAAAAGAAGGGCAACUGGCGAAACAGAUUUGGACCCUGUUUCAGCACAGACAUGAAGCCCACAGAGUCAGCGCCCUCCCUGACCCUACCUACCUCUUCUACAGCCAUCACCACCUCCAUCUCCUCACCCUCCACCUCCUCCGCCUCCUCUUCUUCAACCUCUGCACUUUCGGGCAGGCCGGGCUUAGUUUCAAGUAGUGGAUUAGGAGCCGGAGUUGGGGUGGGUGGAGGAGUAGUAGGAGAGCGGGGACUGGGACUCAUGGGUGUCAGCGGUGCCAUUCAGAAGUCACCGUCGCUGCUCAGGAACGGGAGUCUGCAAGGCAACAGCAGCUCCACCACCUCGGGUCCAGGUGUUUUCUCCGCUGUCGAUGGCUCGUCAUCGGGACCAGGGUCAGCCAUGGUGGGCGGGGCCAACUCUGAGAUGACACAGCAGCAGCAACAGCAGCAAACCACACCCUCUCUAGCCCCGCCCUCUCCAUUUACUGCCACGGCUCCGCUGACCAGCACCGCCUCCUCACAUGUGAGCGGUCUCCCAGGCUCCGUUUUCAACCUCGCGCCCUCCCACAUGUUUGGUAACAGACUGAACCCCAACUCGGCCAUGGCUGCGCUCAUCGCCCAGUCCGAGGCUUCACCAGCCGAUCAGGAGGUCAGAGAUGGCAACGGCAGUGUCGGAGCUCAGAGUUUCCCCGUAAGAGCUUCCCCCAAGACCACCCCACGAUCGCCCAUUGGUGGCCUACAGAUCCGCUAUGACUCUUCGGGGUCGUUGCCGGGGCCGGGUCUGGGGUUGCUAGGGGCUGGGGGAGCCAGCGGCGGCAGUGGUGCAGGAGGAGGAGGCGGAGGCGAGACGCUGCUCCCCGUGGCCACCAGCAUUGAGCAGCUCUUAGAGCGGCAGUGGAAUGAAGGCCAGAGCUUCCUGCUGCAGCAGGGAGGACAGGGAGACGUGGUGGGGAUGUUGAAGUCCCUCCACCAGCUGCAGGAGGAGAACAGGAGGUUGGAGGACCAGAUCAAAUCUCUGAGUAUGAAAAAAGAGCGACUGCAGCUCCUCAGUGCUCAGCUGUCAGUGCCCUUCACCCCCUCCACCGCCUCCUCUGAUGUGAAAGGAGCCACAGACUCAUCAUUACCUGUUGCAGCUCAGGACACUACGUCAUGUGGGGGCCACAGCAGCAGUGGCUCCACCUCCUCUCUCUCCACCCCUCCCUCCGUCUCCCAGAGCCCUCCGCAGCCACAGCUCAACGGUGUUCCAUCAGUGGGGACGGCCCCUGGAGGGUUAGGCGGGGUGGCGGGGCUGAUGGGUGCACUGGGCACAGGCAGUGCGUUGGGCAUGGGGGGAAUCGUCGGGACGCUGAACGGUGUUAUACAGGCGCCAUCUGCUGCUGUCGGCAGCCCUCACACUACAGGAGUUGCUACAGUCAGUAACAGCUCAGCCACCAGUAAAAACAGUGUUGCACGGCUCGGCCUCCUGUCUGAGCAGCAGCGCCUCCUCCUCCAGCAGCAUCAGCUGCAGCAGCUGCUGUCCUCGCAGCCAUCAGCGGAGCAGCAGCAGGUGCUGCUGUACCAGCUGAUGCAGCAGCAUCAGGACCUCCAGCAGCUGCAGUCUCUUUCCUCCUCUGUUCAGAUUUCCUCCAUCCCUCUUUCCUCCUCCCAGCUCCCUAUCAACAACCUGCUGCCCACCGCCCAGAACCAGAAUCAGGGAACCAUCACAGCCAAUCCUUUCCUGGCUCUGCAGCACGCACACGCUGACACCCCUGGGUCACAGAAGCCACGGCUGGCUGAGAAGACGAUGGGCAUCAAAGGACAGGAGAAGACAUGAUGGCUGACGCUGCUUUUUUUGUUUGUGUUUUUUUUUUAAUAAAUAUGCAGAUUUUUGGGGAGAUCAACUUGUUGGUCAACUUUGUUAUCCAGCAGCAGCAGAAUGAUCCGUCUCCAACUCAUCAGUGACACCAAAAGACAAAAACUGAACAUUUUUGGGUCACUUGUCAUGUGGAAUCACAGUCUACUUAAUUUUACAGCUCUUUCAGGUCACAUUUUUACAUUUUAGUGUGAAUUUAUUUAUUUCCAUUCAGUUUUAGACUUUUUGUAGCGCUGCUUCAGGUUGUUGUUUUUUUUUUUUUUUUUUUGUUUGUUUGUUUUUUCACUGCUGAAACAACAAGUUCCAUAUGAACACAUUUAAAUUUCUUUAUGGUCAUUUUGUGAGUUCUUUCACUCUUUAAUCUUUCUUCAUCUUAUUUCUUUUUUUCUUUUCUCUACAUCUCAUUGUAUACAUACAUACAUGUUUACACAACCUGUUAGAAUGCAAGUUCUCUAUUAAGAUUAAUAUGUGUUUAAAACUAAAUUAGGAUGACAAACUAAAAUGUUAUUAUUGAGUGGACCAGAAAUCCUGCUACAACAGCUGGACUUGAUCCGUGGUUAGUCUGAGACACUGGGAGACAUCCAGUUCUGUGUGAUGUCACUGCUGCACCUUAUCUGUACUGCUAUCAAUGAUUCUAUUGAUUCUUUAAAUAUCUGCUCCUGAUCAUAGUGGGGGGGGGGGAGUUGUUUUUCUAACAUUGCAGACAUUGUCUUUUGCUGUGGACUGAGGCUCUCAGUUAAACUGGCAGGAUUGUCCUGUAUGUGAUUAACUUUAGACACAGGCAUUUCUCCACCAAAGAGAUUUGGACUUUUAGAUAUGACUAAAUUUGAAUGCCACUGCAUCUUUAACUUAGAAACAGCAACUCUAACAGUGUUGUAUAAAUAUUUUACAUCAUUUCAUCACUGAACUUUUCAUUUGUCUUUCUCAUUUUUCUACCUUAUUUUCACGUGUUUUUUAUUCUCCUGUUUUCUUAUUUAUCUUUUUACUUCAUC